AUGACAAAUGAAGAGAGCUUUAAUGGACAACUUCUAAAUUCUGUGUGGCAAGUGUGUGAAAAAGUCAGAAAAGUACUUGAGAAAGAAGGUUUUGCCUUGAGUUAUUUAUUUCGGAAUUAUGAUCCAAGAGGAACAGGACUUGUUGAAGAAAGUCAAUUUUUUACUGUAUUGAUGAAAAAUUUGCGUGGAAUUUUGACAUUGGAUGAAUUGGAAAUAAAAUUAUUAUCAAAUUACUUCAAGUUAAGAAAUGGGAAAAUUCAUUACAAGCAAUUUUGUGACGUUAUGGAAGGCUUUCCUAAUGAAGUUCUUGAAGAUGUGUCAAAAAAUUGUACAGAUCAAAGAGGCUCCGUAGAGAAAAAUACCUUAUCGAAUUUCGAAAAUCAUCAUAUUUGUUUGUUACUCACCAAAAUUGCUCAUAGUGUUCGUCUCAGAGAAGUUGCAUUAAAACCAUAUUUUGAAGAUUACGAAGUAAUAGCCAAAAAUAACGGAACAGUUACAUUUUCUCAUCUCUACCGUCUCUUACAUUUCCUCGGAAUAGAACUAAGCAACAAAGAUUUUCAAAUAUUGGUUAAAAAAUACAUACAAGACUCGUAUACUAUCAAUUAUGAAAAUUUUGUCAAAGAUAUCGAGACUUACGUUUGUUUCUUUGAUCGAAAUCGACCUUCAUCGUACGAACAAGAUGUAGCUCAAAAUUAUCCGGGAAAAUUUAUUGAAGUAAAAAUACCUUCCAUCAACAGAUCAGAAGUUGAAACUGGAAAUUGGAUUUUUGGAAGACCAUCGACAUGCCAUCCAUCUGUUACGAGUCAUUUUUAUCGGAGAAACAGAGCAUUUAUUGACUUAAAUACCAUUUUUGAGUCGAUUCAAAAACACAUUGUAAGCAAUAAAAUUAAUAUGGUAGAAUAUUUUCGUCAAUUCGACUCGUUUCUUCAUGGAUGUGUCACAAAAUCUCAAUUUAAACGAGUUUUAGAAGCGAUUGGUAUAUCAGGUCUGAAUCGAAUUUAUUGGUCAGAAGAAGAAAUAGAACGUCUUUGUGAAGUCUUUGCUAAAGAAGAAAAUCCUGAAUUAGUGAAUUGGAAGUUGUUCAAGAACGAGAUCGAGUGUGGAUAUUCUAAAGGAAAUUGUAGUUUACCGCCUUUGAAAGAAAUUACACAGGAGGAUAUCGUAAACGAAAUUAAAUGUCAAAAUAUUGAAUCAAAAAUUCAAAAAAAUUUGAACGAAAGAAGUUUUUCUCUUGAACCUUUUUUCAAAGAUUUUGAUCGGUAA
Culicoides brevitarsis is the source of this 1263-nucleotide messenger RNA. RefSeq lists its product as uncharacterized. Lineage: Eukaryota; Metazoa; Arthropoda; Insecta; Diptera; Ceratopogonidae. The record is from RefSeq and is a predicted model, not a curated record. The transcript is spliced from 2 exons. Bases 1 to 1263 code for a protein of 420 amino acids.